AUGAAAAUCGCAAACGAAGCUUUCAAAAUGCUAUCGGGAAAAGCUCAUUGGAACGGAAAACCAGCAGUACGAAUUUAUGGUUGGAAGGAUGCCAAAAUGCAAGGCCCAAUUGUUACAUUCAAUCUGCUGCGGGACGAUGGGAGCUUCACGGGUUACUCUGAGGUCGCAAAGAUGGCUAGCUUGUACGGUAUAGAUCUUCGAACGGGAUGCUUUUGUAAUUCAGGAGCUUGUCAAAUGUAUCUAGAACACUCAAAUGAUCAGCUACGCCAUUACUUUGAGGGAGGCAAGGAAUGCGGUGAUUCCAUGGACCUGAUGGACGGUAGGCCAACGGGAGCUGUUCGGAUUUCAUUUGGAAGGCAGUCCACGGCGGAGGAUGUCGAUGCCUUGGAACAGAUGAUUGACUACUGUUUUCUUGGCGUUCAGUUACCAAUCGAUAUCGAUUCCCCACUGAAGAUCACUAGUUAUUCAGCUGUUGUCUCACGUAUUGUUAUUUAUCCAGUAAAAAGUUGCAGAGGAAUUGUUCUGGACAAGUAA
Haemonchus placei is the source of this 534-nucleotide messenger RNA. Lineage: Eukaryota; Metazoa; Nematoda; Chromadorea; Rhabditida; Trichostrongylidae. The record is from the annotation of a GenBank genome assembly.